AUGUUCUCGAUUAAUAUUGAAAAGAAAGACAUGUAUUCAAGAACCUCAAAACAAUAUAUUCGUCUCAAGAGAUAAACUGAGAAGAUACCAAGAAGUGAUGGCUAAGAAGUUUGUAAUCUUCUAUUUAAACCCAUUUAGGAUUAGGCAGAUUCAUCAUGUGAGUCCUCUCCUUAGAUUGUGACUAAAAUCUAGUUUAAGAAAACUUAAUUUAGUAAAAUCUAGGUUGCUGAAAAUACUAUAAAUCAAUAUCUGACACCAAGGGGACACUGUGAUCAAAACCUCAAUAUCCUCAAUAGAAAAACAUCUCAUAGUGUUAUAGCUUAAUAUGUCAUGGAUAAAAAUAAGAAACUAAAGAGCUCUGUUCGAGAAGAGUAAAAAUUGCCUUUGAUUAAAUAACCAAGUCUAAAUGAAUUCAAUUAAUAUUUUUUAGCUUAAAAAAGAAGUAUCGACGUUGGAAGAUUGUCUUAAUAAUUGAUGCAAUCUAAAUCCCAAGAUAAUGGAGAUAAACAGAUUUAGUUAAAUUAGAAGCAAAACCAAUUCAUCAAUAAGCAAAUUAAUAUGCUGAUUUAAUAGAAAUCAGACCCUUAAAUAAAUCAGAACAUAAGAAUUAGGACAUUACCUAAUGAUAUAAAUGCGAGUAAAACUAAAACCAGCUUGUUAAGAAAGUUGAGACCCUAUCUUAAAUGA
Paramecium tetraurelia is the source of this 687-nucleotide messenger RNA. RefSeq lists its product as uncharacterized. NCBI's taxonomy places the organism in Eukaryota, Ciliophora, Oligohymenophorea, Peniculida, Parameciidae. The record is from RefSeq and is a predicted model, not a curated record. The transcript has a single exon.